Messenger RNA from Miscanthus lutarioriparius, 2385 nucleotides. Lineage: Eukaryota; Viridiplantae; Streptophyta; Magnoliopsida; Poales; Poaceae. The record is from the annotation of a GenBank genome assembly.
AUGCUCCCGUGGCUCGUCGUCCCGCUCAUCGUCAUCUGGGCCGCCACCCAGCUGCUCCUCCCGGCCGCCUACCGCUUCGAGGUCACCUCCCCGCGCCUCGCCUGCGUCUCCGUCCUCCUUCUCACCCUCUUCUGGUACGAGAUCCUCCUCCCGCGCCUCUCCCUCUGGCGCGCCCGCCGCUCCGCGCGCCUCCGCGAGGAGCGCCGCGCCCACGCCCUCGAGCUCCACAAGCUCCGCAAGACCGCAACCCGGCGCUGCCGCAACUGCAGCAACCCGUACAAGGACCAGAACCCCGGCGGCGGUAAGUUCAUGUGCUCUUACUGCGGCCAUGUCUCUAAGCGCCCUGUGCUCGACCUCAAUUCAGCCGGGAAGGCCCCCACCGGAUGGCCUUGUGCUCAGGAUUGUGGAUAUUGGCUGGACCUGCGCUGCUCCUCCAGCAAUAACAGCUCCUUCUUGGGGUUCUCGUGGCGCUUGCUUUCGUCCUUUUGCUCGACAGCAAUGAGGUGGUUAUUGAGGAAUAUAUUCAGAUUUACAUCCUCAGGGGAUGGUGAGGGCUUGAGCAUAGAUUGUAAAAGGUUGGCAAAGAGAGGAGAGAAUGGAGGAAAAGCCGAGGAGAGCAGGACCGAGAAGGCGAGAAGGAAGGCGGAAGAGAAGAGACUGGCAAGGCUGGAGAGGGAAAUGCUGGAGGAGGAGGAAAGGAAGCAGCGAGAGGAGAUGGCUAAGCUAGUAGAGGAACGCAGGAAGCUGAGGGAUGAAAAAGCAGAGGCUGAGGAGCGGUCAAAAAGCGCUACCCCUGUUGGGGAGAAGGAUGCUAGGAAGGAGGCAGAGAAGCGGCGUCAGGAGAGGAAGAAGAAAGAGGACAAGGGGUCAAGCAAGAGCAAUUCAGAUUGUGAGGACAUUGAUAGAAGAUUGGGCCGAGACGGCGAUAGGAAGCGAGACUUUGACAGAAAGAGUGACUUGGACAGGCGUGAGGGUUACAAGCCUCAUUACAUUGAUUCUAACAAUCACAGUAAUAGAACAGGGGAGAGCAGAUCGAAAUACUUUGGCCGUAUGACAGGUGGUUUCUUAUCUUCUUCAAGAGGGUUUGGUGGUGGUUCCUUCUUUGGCAGAAGUGCUCAGGCCCCUGCCCCUCAAGCUAGCAAGCUUAGUAGACCUGUAGUUCCUGCAACUGACCAGGGUAAUGCAAUCAAAAGAGAUGUCCAGCAUGCAGCCACACAAGCUACAGGCAAAUCUGCUACAGCUAGAGAAACUAGAAAUGCAUGGACUAAUUUUAAUCGACCUGUUAGUCCAAAUGUGCAGCCACACCCUACUGGCCUUAAAAAGUCAUGGCAUCAGCUGUUUAGUCGUUCAGCAUCAGUGUCCCCUUGUCCUGAUGUUACAACUUCAGCUCAUGAUAUGAUUCGGAAGCCAGAACCAAAUGGAGCUCAAGUAAACAAUGCUCAUACAUUUCUCUCUCAGUAUCCUCCUCUGGACUACAAGCCAAGUUCAAGCCAGUCCAUGCAAUUUCCAGGUUUUCCACCACUUAAUGGAGCACCUCCCAGUAACCCACUACCUCAUUUUCCUGCUGGACAUAUGCCCUUCUAUGAUGAUGCGGAAUCAACACUGCUUGAAGAACCAGAGCAAUUUGAGGACCCAUGCUAUGAUCCAGAUGCAAUUGCAUUACUUGGGCCAGUUUCAGAAUCUCUAGAUAACUUCCCUCCAGACUUAGGUUGUGGAUUCCUCUCAAGUGAUGUUAUGAAAGAAUCACAUGGGAGGCCUUCACCAAUUGAGUCUCCUCUCUCAAGAUCUCGUAUGGCUGAAGAAAAGCCUAUCAAGCCCCCGCACUCAUCAGUUGCAAGAGGUCCUGGUGGUUCCAUUCUGCCUGAGACUAGCAGUGAACAAGGCACAUGGCAAAUGUGGAGCACACCAUUGGUUCAGGAAAGUUUAGGUCUGCAAGGUCCUCAGAGUCAGUGGCUUCGGCAAAACACAAAUCAAUUCAACCAUAGUGCCAACCUUUUCAGCAGCGGAGGUGGAGCAAUAAGUUCCCUGGGUACUGGUUUGAAUGACAGUGAUCCAUGGCUGCAGAAAGCACCUUUCCAGCAAUUGCCACCUGAUACACCAAGCCUGUUCCUUUCACAUGAAAUGCCUGGAAAAUUACACAACGACUUGGUUUUUGGGUCUCCAAACAAAUCAGCCCGCGAACACCCCUUUGGGCCGCCUGGUUCUUUGUGGCCCAAGGAGGAACUGGCGCUGAAUGGAGCUCAGGAAGGUGGUGGCGGGCAUAUCCUGUCGCCGUCCGGUGCACAUGUUGGCGGUGGUGUUGGCUUGUUUUCUUCAGCAAGUCCUGAUGUACAGUCACUGUGGUCAUUCAAUGAAACAUUCAAUGAAAAAGAGAGCAUAGAAUAA